AUGGAAACCAGUAAGCUAGUGAGUACUCCGCUAGUUCAAAACCAGAAAUUGUCCAAGUCAGAUGGAGGAGAAGAAGCUGAUGCUUCCAAUUUCAGAAGUCUAGUUGGAAGCCUACUAUAUCUAAUAGCUACCAGGCCUGAUUUGCCAUUUGCUACUAGUGUUUUAUCUCGGUUUAUGCAAGCACCAGGGGAAAAUCAUUUGAUAGCAGCCAAAAGAGUGCUUAGGUAUGUUAAGGGAAGUUUGGAUCACCCAACCCAAUUCAAGCUAGUCGAAGAUGGGAAGUUAAAUGGUUAUGUUGAUAGUGAUUGGGCAGGAUGUCCACACGAUUUGAAAAGCACAAUUGAUUACAUGUUUUCAUUAGGUUAUGGAAUUUAUUCUUGGAUAUCCAGAAAGCAAGAUGUGGUCGCUUAG
This is a messenger RNA of Jatropha curcas, 411 nucleotides long. NCBI's taxonomy places the organism in Eukaryota, Viridiplantae, Streptophyta, Magnoliopsida, Malpighiales, Euphorbiaceae. The record is from RefSeq and is a predicted model, not a curated record.